CGAUAAUUCCGCGGUCACACUCUACAGCUGAUGCUAAUCGAAGUUUAUUGUUUCUUUCUUUUUGUAUUUGAACAAACUUCACAAAAUGUUGAAACCCAAGGCACUCACACAAGUUCUAAGCCAGGCGAAUACCGGAGGCGUCGAGAACACCCUUCUGCUCAGCCAGGAGGGUGCACUAUUGGCCUACUCAGGCUAUGGUGAUAAGGAUGCCCGCAUUACUGCAGCCAUUGCCAGCAAUAUAUGGGCGGCGUAUGAAAAACACGGACGGAAUGCAUUCCGUGAAGACCGAUUGACCUUCGUGCUGAUUGAUUGCGAGACCGGUCAUGUAGCCAUAACACAGGUGGCUAGUGUGCUGCUAUGCCUAUAUGCCCGGAGCCACGUUGGAUUGGGCAUGCUCAAGCAAAAGGCCAUGUCUCUGGCCGCCUAUUUGGAGAGGCCGCUUAAGAUGAUUUCGGCUUCUUGAAGAAGGCGAGUCCAUGUCGAGUCGAGGGAUACUCGUUGAAUACAUUUUUCUAUAUAAGUUUAUACAGUAAUGAAGAAUUAGACACAUGCCAAUAUACGUAUUGUUUCAGAUAGAA
Molecule: messenger RNA, 578 nt
Organism: Drosophila guanche
Lineage: Eukaryota; Metazoa; Arthropoda; Insecta; Diptera; Drosophilidae
Gene: Lamtor2
Product: ragulator complex protein LAMTOR2 homolog
Exons: 3
Coding region: 86-463 (125 amino acids)
Biological process (GO): positive regulation of TOR signaling; cellular response to amino acid stimulus
Cellular component (GO): Ragulator complex
Molecular function (GO): molecular adaptor activity; guanyl-nucleotide exchange factor activity
Source: RefSeq, a predicted model, not a curated record